CUCUGGAGCACAUAAGUGUGUGCAAACUCAAUGCGGAUAGAAGAAACGACACCAGCAAUGACCUUAGAGAAGUGUGUAAUGCUGUCUGACAAUCUGGGAAGGGUUUAACCCGGAAGUAGUCUGUUUGCUGUCAAUGCCAAGCACAGAGAGAAGGAGGCACCGAGAGCUAGAAGCACGCAUUUAAGACGAAAUGGCAGGACUGCCCCGCAGGAUUAUCAAGGAAACCCAGCGCUUGCUUGCGGAGCCCGUGCCCGGCAUCAAGGCAGAGCCCGAUGAAGGCAACGCGCGCUACUUCCACGUGGUCAUCGCCGGACCUCAGGACUCGCCGUUUGAGGGAGGCACGUUUAAACUUGAACUCUUUUUACCCGAAGAAUAUCCCAUGGCGGCUCCUAAAGUCCGCUUCAUGACCAAAAUAUAUCAUCCCAACGUGGACAAGUUGGGAAGAAUAUGUCUGGACAUUUUGAAAGAUAAAUGGUCACCAGCUCUGCAGAUUCGAACGGUGCUGCUAUCCAUCCAGGCAUUGCUAAGCGCACCCAAUCCCGAUGAUCCCUUAGCAAAUGAUGUUGCAGAGAAGUGGAAGUCCAAUGAAGUUGAAGCCAUUGAAACAGCCAAGACAUGGACCAGGCUUUAUGCCGGAAACAAAAACGAAGUGUAAAGCCGCCUCGCCGGCGGAGACACGAGUGAAAAGUCAAGUGAACACAACUCAUGUGCUGCCAAGACCUCUUCUGGCUUCAUUUGCAUUUAAAGGACACAGUCUUUUAUUUUUUAUAUAUAAAUAUAUAUGUGAAAACAACUGCUGAUAUUCUGUGAUUUCAAUGCACACCUAGUGCUGAAUGACUUGUCGAUGUCCUAACUCACUACUAUUCAAAUGCAUGGGCAGAGGUUUUAGAUCUACUCACCUGGCUUUCUUUGUCCAAAUGGGAGGAAAAGGUGUGUUAGCGCCCCGUAUGUCCGGGGGGGAGGGGGAGAGGAUUUUGGCUUUGGUGGGGAAGGAGACGCAGCAGACUGAAGUGAAGAUGAGAGGUUGGGUAGAUGUGGAGGAUGUACUUUUUUUUUUAAUGUUUUUUUUUUAUUUUAUUGUGUUGCGUCGCUGUUUGUUUAGUAAAAGCAUCUAACUACAACUACUAGCCCACUGUAUACACUUGCGUAGAGGAUUUUAUCCUGUGUAGAUCUCUGCUUUAAGUGCCAUCUGGGUUCAUUAGCUGCACUGUAAUAGGACUAAAAACCAAACUGAGCCUACCACUGUCCUUCGUACCUCCAUUAACUUAGAUGGUCCCGUAAAGCCUCUGGACGGUGAGAGUUGGAGACGAAUAUUGUGGACCUUUUCUUUAUUUUUCAUGCAUACAUUGUAUUAUAGUGAUAUUUUUUUUAUAUAUAUAUGAAAAUGCACCCCCCCCCUCCCCCCCUUCCUCUACUAACUUUUACUUUUUCUUCCUUUUGAGUCUACAAGGCUCAGUUGUUUCCCUGCUCCCGUUCGUAUUUAUUUCACAGAGGAGUGGUUACACUUGAGCCAGGAGACGUCCUGGAACAGGCGCCGGGACCGGAGCUUCCUGGGUAGCGUUGAGACGAUGGGACUGUCCAUGAAUAAGACUCCACACAGACCAGCGACAGCGCUGACUCCAAACUGUUGUGAUUGGUUCAGUGUUCGGUUCAGUGUGUAAAUGUGUUCUUCAUAACUCCGAAGAGGGAGGCAGUCUGCCGCUCCAAAUGUUAUGAAGCUGUUCAACCCACAUACUGUUAUGUUCUGUAAAUACAAUUGUUGGUUUAAUAAAAGCAGGCGUGUGUGAUUCUUAAGGGUACACGACGUGGGAUUAGUAACGUAAAUGUCAGUAUUUGCACAUCUGAGUUGAAUUCCCAUUUUGAAACCAAGGCGGACCUUUUUUCAGCUUUAUUUAAUUUGAGAUAUCGGAGUCAGAAAUGACUCAAAAAGAUGCAACUCAUUUUGCCUUUAUUUUAGGUUGGUGUGAUUCAAGUGUAACUACUGUCCUCCGCCACUAGAGGGAGCCACUGAUCUGUGGGUCCACAGGCAUUACUGCACUGGUCUGUAACUAAUAGAGGCACCAGGCUUUAACUAACCCUAAAGUGUUUAUGGCUUGUUUUCUUUGGAUGAAUACAAAAAAAUAAAAAUUAACAUUGUUUCAUGCAACAACUAACAGGCAAUAAGCAGAAAGAAGACAAACAUGGUGACUUCAGCAUGUAUUGAUUUGAAUGUGUAUGUUAAAAUUACUGUCCAAAAGUCUGACAUCAGUUUGAGAUAAAUAUACAUCUACU
This is a messenger RNA of Fundulus heteroclitus (mummichog), 2271 nucleotides long. RefSeq names its product ubiquitin-conjugating enzyme E2Na (gene ube2na). Bases 191 to 655 code for a protein of 154 amino acids. NCBI's taxonomy places the organism in Eukaryota, Metazoa, Chordata, Actinopteri, Cyprinodontiformes, Fundulidae. The transcript has 5 exons. The record is from RefSeq and is a predicted model, not a curated record.